Messenger RNA from Silurus meridionalis, 3924 nucleotides. It is a transcript of the gene phactr4b, whose product is annotated as phosphatase and actin regulator 4b. Lineage: Eukaryota; Metazoa; Chordata; Actinopteri; Siluriformes; Siluridae. The record is from RefSeq and is a predicted model, not a curated record. The transcript has 16 exons. Gene Ontology annotation, molecular function: actin binding. Gene Ontology annotation, biological process: actin cytoskeleton organization; neural crest cell migration. Bases 296 to 2833 code for a protein of 845 amino acids.
CAUUUCCGGUACCUUUAAAAAAAGUUUCAAUGGGGUGGGAAAAAAAUGAGUGGCAAAGAAGUGUCGGUGUCUGCACAGCCUGGAAAUUAGUCAGCAAAAGAGCAGGGAGAAAGUGAGCCGUGCACCGCAGUGUGAGAGAUCAAGCAGAAGUGAGCCCAUGUACCGUAUCUGCUGCUCGGAGACCUGUGAACUGGAUACACGGAGAACGAACACCCCCUUGCGAGGCCAAUGACCUUCUACACAGUGCGUUUCCAAUGCUAGCUGAUCGACUCACUGGUUUGUGUCAGAUUCUGUGAUGGAAAAUCGGGAUGAUGAAAGCAGCCACCAGCAAAAUAGCACAGGGAGCGAAGGAGGUGACAGCACUCCUCCCCCCAAGCGCAAGGGCAAGUUCUCUACGCUGGGCAAGAUCUUCAAACCUUGGAAGUGGAGGAAGAAGAAGAGCAGUGAGAAGUUUCAGGAAACUUCAGAAGUCUUGGAAAGAAAGAUGUCGAUGAGAAGACCACGGGAGGAGCUGAUAGAGCAGGGAGUUCUGAAGGAGAUUCCUGACAAUGGGGCAGAUGAGGCUCAUGGUUCCAAGCCCCCAUAUGUAAAGAAUGGCCACACGCUGCCUGUAGGGGGUACAGGGGGAAGUGGAAGUCGGGGAAUUGAGACUUUUCGGCCUACACACGAUCUACAAUUCAGGUUGAAUCCAGAGCGCAGGUUUCGUGACCCUGAUGCAGAUCGCCGUGCACUGACUAGCCAGGAUGAGGGUUGGCGAGGUGGACGGGCUGCAAUAGACGAGUGGAAGCCGAGUGUGGGCUGGCAGGUAGAGGAAAUAAAACACGGAGGCAGAAUGCACACAGAUACAGAGAGGAAGCCCGCUCUGAUCAAAGCCCCAUCUGAGGAUGGCAGAAGAACUCGCCCUGAGGUUGAUUGGAAGCCCAGCCUCCCCCGCCACUCAUCUGCUGAGGAGGGCAGAGGAAGGAGAGAAUCAGACAGCAGUCACUAUGAUCCCGAGGCUCUGAGGGACACCCUGCGUGAGCCUCUGCCCCCAAAGCAGACCAUCAUGGCCCCCAAAUGGCUGAUGAGUUCCACCACAGAGCCUGGCACUGAGGCCUUGCCCCACACACCCGUCCACACCCCUGCAACCUCAUUCUCCUCCUCCUCGGUCUGCUCCAACUCUCCGUCGUCUUCCGUCUCCAACACAGCCGCAAAAACCAUGCGGACUGCCUCACCUGCUGUGUCCAGCAUGCCCCUGGCAUCCUCCUCCACCCAGUCCUCCGCCCAAGGACCAGUGCCAACACAGCUUGCUCGGCAGCCCCCUCUCCCUCCACCCAAACCAAUCAACCGCACCACCAACGCUGCCAUGCUGGCUUCCACCCUUCACGGGGGUGACCCCUUUCCCCUCUACUGGUCCUGCUGGAAGCGUGAGGCUGACUAUGAUGUCUACCUGUCUCUGCCCGUGUACUUAUGCCGUCGGGCAGGAGGUGGGCGCUCAGCUGAACUCUCACAGGUUGUAGGAAGUGCCAACCCAGCUCCCUCUAAACCAUCACCACCCAUGCCCCCCAAGAGAACCACGCCGGUUACAAAGCGCCAACCUGAGAACUCCGUCCUUCCCAUCUCUUCUAUACUCUCUCUGGAGGACAGGGCAAACAUCCCAGGAGGGUUCCCCCUGCCUCCGCCUCCACCGUCCCCACCUCUCCCCACACAUAUCCCACCCUCUCCUCCACGAGGACACCCCCAUCAGCUACUCCACCAACACUCAUACCCUCAUCCUCUCCCCGACCCAAUACCUGUCCAUUUCGACCCUCCGAGCCCACAGGAAGAGCUACCUACACGUCAAGCCCCCGUGCCGCUGCACAUCAUGAUCCAGCGGGCACUGAUCAGCCCCGGAGCUGCCCUCCCUCACCUGGAUGCUUCACACCGUGCCCACACACUUCUGUUUGAAACUCCUCCAGAAUACCAAGAAUCUCGCCCGCUGCCAGUCACCAUCCAGCCUUUAAAAAUGACUGAAGAUGACUACUCUGAUGAAGAUGAGGAGGAAGAGGAAGAAGAUGAAGAAGAGGAGGAGGAGGAGGAGGAGGAGGACGAUGAAGACGAGCCACCACCUGAACACCUCCCUCACCCUCAAAUGCAGCCAGACAUGGAGCCUCGCAGCCGUAGGUGCCUAGUAGGGGAUGUAAAUAUUCGAAUCAUGCCCGAGGGAUCAGACAGCAGUGAGGACGAGGAAAGAGAGGAAGAUCAGCAGGCUGAUGAGAGCGAUUCAGAUGGCCCUGUGCUUUACAAAGAGGAGGAAUCAGAUGAAGAGGAUGACAGUCCACCGAGUAGUCUGGCCAGCAGGGUGAGAAGGAAGGACACUUUGGCCUUGAAGCUGAGCAGUCGGCCCUCAGCCCCAGACAGACAAAUUCCUGAGAGGCAGACCAGAAUGGAGUACACAGGUCUGUCAUGGCAGAGCAAAGAGCAGUGGGAGGCCAUUCGUACACAGAUUGGCUCGGCACUUACACGGCGGCUGAGCCAGAGGCCUACUGCUGAGGAGCUGGAACAGAGAAACAUUCUGCAGCCCAAAAACGAAGCGGAUCGACAGGCAGAAGUUCGGGAGAUCAAACGCAGGCUCACCCGAAAGUUGAGUCAGAGGCCAACAGUUGCUGAGUUACAGGCCAGAAAGAUCCUGCGCUUCCACGAGUAUGUGGAGGUCACGCACGCUCAAGACUACGACCGCCGUGCUGACAAACCAUGGACCAAACUCACACCUGCAGACAAGGCUGCAAUACGAAAAGAACUCAAUGAGUUCAAAAGCUCUGAGAUGGAAGUACAUGAAGAAAGUAGAAUGUAUACAAGGUUUCAUCGUCCAUAACAACAUCUUCCACACCUUGGAACAUGAAGCACUUGAACACUGGUGACAGGGACUGUGUGUGUGUGUGUGUGUGUGUGUGUGUGUGUGUGUGUGUGUGUGUGUGUGUGUGUGUGUGUGUGUGUGUGUGUGUGUGUGUGUGUGUGUGUGUGUGUGUGUGUGUGUGGUAAAGGAGUUACAGGGCAUUUGUCCUCCCUGACAAGCCGCCCUUCAGUGAAUGUACUGUACAGAUACCUGGAACAAACGAUGAACAAUUUCCUCAAUUGUCUGCCCUUGUGUAAAUAUGACGGGCAGGACGACUAAGAACUGAACAAUCCAGUAUCUCCCGCUGAUGUUGGAGGGAGACAGACAUGUGCCACUAAUGAAUGAGCCUCAAAAAAUGGAUGUCCAGCGUUUGUGCCAUUAGGAGAGCAUCUCUCAGGAAUUGAGAUCCCCUUUAGCAGCAGGGGUCUGCCCUCAGAAGGGGAAAAGAAAGGUCAAGAAGUGACCGUUAUACUUACAUAUUCAUUUUCUUUCCUUUUAGGGAAAUGUUUAAACCAUAACAAAUAAUAGUAUUAAGAAAUGAUAAUAAAUAAUUGUUAGAUUCUGAUGGUGAGCAGAGUUGUGUACAGAUUGACUUUGCAUGGACAAACAGGAAUAUUUGUGUAUGUGUGUAUAGUGUUGUAAUUUUCUCUUAGGCUGAAUCUUUUAAAUGUAUUCCUUAGAAACUGUAAAGCACAAGGUUUUAUGACGCAUUGUUACAUCUGUGUGAAAUGGACAGGUUUAUUUAUGUCUCUCUUGCUUAUAUUUUUCUUUCUUUUGCAGCUUAUUGUUAGAAAGAGGAAGAGGGGAAAGAUGACCAGUUCCUUUAUUUUAGUUUUUCAGUUUUAUUCUUUGCGCAUUUCCCAUCUUAAUUUUCAUUUUAAAAAAUGUAACUACAAUAUUUGCUGUUUUAAUCCACUUUUACUACAUGGAGCUGAUCAUUCCAGUACAAUAUUAAAAUCAUAUUUCAGUUAGGACUGCAUAAAUCUCUGAAUAAUUAUAAAUGUGAAGUCAGAGUGAACAGGCCAAGUCUUGAUACCACACUAUGAAUAAAGUUUAUUUUUUUCCUUUCA